Molecule: messenger RNA, 4357 nt
Organism: Tachysurus vachellii
Lineage: Eukaryota; Metazoa; Chordata; Actinopteri; Siluriformes; Bagridae
Gene: rabgef1
Product: RAB guanine nucleotide exchange factor (GEF) 1
Exons: 10
Coding region: 56-1663 (535 amino acids)
Biological process (GO): vesicle-mediated transport
Cellular component (GO): cytosol; endocytic vesicle
Molecular function (GO): zinc ion binding; DNA binding; small GTPase binding
Source: RefSeq, a predicted model, not a curated record
UAUGACGUCACCGUGUUGUUGCGCCAGGCGGUGUUGCAGUAGCUGAUCCGACGUGAUGAGUCAGCGAUCUGAGCGGCGAGGGAUCCAUGUGGACCAGUCGGAGCUGCUGUGUAAGAAGGGAUGUGGUUACUAUGGUAACGCGGCCUGGCAGGGGCUGUGCUCUAAGUGCUGGAGGGAAGAGUACCAGCGUGCACGACAGAAACAGAUCCAGGAGGACUGGGAACUUGCUGAGAAAUUACAGAGGGAGGAAGACGCAGCGUACGCCAGCAGUCACGGCCCUCAGUCUCAGCCUUCUCUCACUCCUUUCUCCAAGUUUGAGGAGAAAAAAACCAACGAGAAAACACGCAAAGUGACAACAGUGAAAAAGUUCUUCAGCCCAUCAUCACGCAGCACGGCCAAGAAAGAGAAAGGGAGGGAUGAGGAGAGAGAGAAAGAGAGAGAGAGGGAGAAAGAGAGAGGAGAGAAGGUGCAGGGCAGGAGGGAGAGUCACGGAGAGACACUGCUGCGAGAUCUGAAGGGUAUAUUUACACACUCGUGGGAGAUCGUGUCUCCGACUGAAGAGAGUCAUGAGGCGAAGACCCACAGUCCGUCGUUUGUGCGUCAGUCGAGUGUGGAGACAGAUCAGGUGUCCAGGGAAUUUGUGGAGUUCCUGAGGAGUUUAAAACCUGGACGAGAAAUUCACAAGCAGAGCCGAGCCUUUGUGGAGAGCAUGGGGAAUAAAAAGGACCUCGGUGCUGACGAGCUCUCAGAGUGUGUGCAGGAUUUCUACCAGAACAUGUCUGACCGUCUCCUCUCUCACUUUAAAGGUUCCUCUGAGAAGGUGGAGCGAGUGAUGGACCAGGUGGAGAAGUACAUCAUGACUCGUCUCUACAAGAGUGUGUUCUGUCCUGAGACCACUGACGAUGAGAAGAAAGAUCUGACUACGCAGCACAGGAUCCGGGCAUUACACUGGGUGACCAUCCAGAUGCUGUGUGUUCCUGUGGAUGAAGAAAUUCCAGAAGCAGCUGAUAGUGUAGUAAAGGCCAUUACAGAUAUAAUCGAGAUGGACUCGAAGCGUGUGCCGAGAGAUAAGCUGGCCUGCAUCACCAGCUGCAGCAAACACAUCUUCAACGCCAUCAAAGUGACGAAGAAGGAGCCGGCGUCGGCCGACGAUUUCCUCCCUACACUCAUUUACAUCGUGCUGAAGGCCAACCCGCCGCGCCUGCAGUCCAACAUCCAGUACAUCACACGCUUCUGCAACCCGAGCAGGCUGAUGAGCGGAGAGGACGGGUACUACUUCACCAACCUGUGUUGUGCGGUGGCGUUUAUCGAGAAGCUGGACGCUCACUCACUCAACCUGAGCGUGGAGGAUUUUGAGCGUCACAUGUGCGGCGGCUGUGGAUCCGGUGAGGUUUCCCCACGCAGGAGAUCCGAGUCGGCGUCCCCGUGGCCGGUCGAGCUGCUCUCGGCUCUGCAGAAACGGCAGCAGCAGGUUCUGGCGGAGGCACAGGAUCUUCAGGUUGAGCUCCAGCGCUGGCAGGAGGGCGUGGCCUGCGAGGUGCAGGACAUCCUCGACAAAUAUCCGCUGGAGAUCAAAAAGCAUGCAGCACAUACCAUUGAUUCUGAGAACGAGGAGAACGACCGGCUGCCCCCACCCCUGCAGCCUCAAGUGUUCGCCGGAUAGAAACCAUAACAAAACUGAAGGAGUCAAAAAGAGUCAGUGUGAGAGUCAGAGUGAGUCAGUGUCGGAGUGAGUCAGAGUGAAACUGAGUCAGUGUCAGAGUGAGUUAGUGUCAGAGUGUGAAAGUGAGUCAGUGUCAGAGUGUGUGAGUGAGACAGUGUCAGUAAGUGAGACAGUGUCAGUAAGUGAGAGUGAGUCAGUGUCAGAGUGAGUCAGUGUCAGAGUGAGUCAGUGUCAGAGUGAGUCAGUGUCAGAGUGAGUGAGUGAGUCAGAGUGAGUGAGUCAGAGUGAGUGAGUCAGAGUGAGUGAGUGAGUCAGAGUGAGUGAGUGAGUCAGAGUGAGUGAGUGAGUCAGAGUGAGUGAGUGAGUCAGAGUGAGUGAGUGAGUCAGAGUGAGUGAGUGAGUCAGAGUGAGUGAGUCAGAGUGAGUGAGUCAGAGUGAGUGAGUCAGAGUGAGUGAGUCAGAGUGAGUGAGUCAGAGUGAGUGAGUCAGAGUGAGUGAGUCAGAGUGAGUGAGUCAGAGUGAGUGAGUCAGAGUGAGUGAGUCAGAGUGAGUGUGUCAGAGUGAGUGUGUCAGAGUGAGUGUGUCAGAGUGAGUGUGUCAGAGUGAGUGUGUCAGAGUGAGUGUGUCAGAGUGAGUGAGUCAGAGUGAGUGAGUCAGAGUGAGUGAGUCAGAGUGAGUGAGUCAGAGUGAGUGUGUCAGAGUGAGUGUGUCAGAGUGAGUGUGUCAGAGUGAGUGUGUCAGAGUGAGUGUGUCAGAGUGAGUGUGUCAGAGUGAGUGUGUCAGAGUGAGUGUGUCAGAGUGAGUGUGUCAGAGUGAGUGAGUCAGAGUGAGUGAGUCAGAGUGAGUGAGUCAGAGUGAGUGAGUCAGAGUGAGUGAGUCAGAGUGAGUGAGUCAGAGUGAGUGAGUCAGAGUGAGUGAGUCAGAGUGAGUGUGUCAGAGUGAGUGUGUCAGAGUGAGUGUGUCAGAGUGAGUGUGUCAGAGUGAGUGUGUCAGAGUGAGUGUGUCAGAGUGAGUGUGUCAGAGUGAGUGUGUCAGAGUGAGUGUGUCAGAGUGAGUGUGUCAGAGUGAGUGUGUCAGAGUGAGUCCAGGUGCAGCAGUGUGAGUCAAAAUCAGUCACUGUGAAUCUGUGUAUCAUUUUGCGUCAGUGUCUCAGAGUCUAAUCAAGCUCAGAAUAAGAAUACUGUCUGUUUAAGCUAUAGUAAUAACACACACAUACACACACACACACACGUAAUAUAAACGUGUGCACUAGGGGGCAGUGUGGCUUUAUCCAGACCACAGUGUACAGAAGGUCUGCUGUUCAAAUGCACUUUUAGAUCAAACCAGUGAGGCACGACAUAAAUUAUUGUACAACUCACAGCUGUGAUCAUUUAAGAGAGAUGAUGAUGAUGAUGAUGAUGAUGAUGAUGAUGAUGAUGCUCUUUCUGUGUUUGUGUCUCUCGAAUCCUGACAUUUAGGGUACAUCUGCUUUUAAAAGAUUUACGAUCUUUUUAAGAGGUUUUUUUUCCUCCUGAGCUUUUCGUCAGUACUGAUAGAAGGACACAAGAGAUACAUCUGCAUUCCACUUCCCUGCUUUCGUCACUCUGCAGGCUGGAAUUGGUGUCUUUUAGGUUCUUUAAUGUACUGAAACACAUCCUUUUCAGCCAGCAGUUUACUUCCUGUUCUCUGAUCAUUUCAGCUCCAUAUCGUCACUGAUCUCAGUGAUUCACACUUCAAUGAUGACUGACUGGAGCUGCAUUGUGUGCUGGUGAGGGGUACAGUGUGUGUGUGUUCCUUUGGGUCUUUCACCAGGAACACAUGCGACUUCACCAGAAAGAAUGUAACUGAAGAAUAAAACACAAACCCACACCAUCAGGUGAGGGAGACUAAGUGACACCUGGUGCUCUGUUAACACUCUGCACUUCUCACCACUGUACACCAUUACACAGUGCAGGGUGUGUUAGUGCUGCAUUACUGUCCUUAAUCAUUAUGAGCACUUAGAUCUGACGUGUUCACUUCUCAUCUGAUGAACUGUUCAUGAAUCGGCUCUUCACACGGCCAAAUGAUUGAACCAUGGAGAUGAAGUGAAACUCAAACUACAUUUAAUCUACUUCACACACACACACACACACACACACACACACACACACUGCAUUAAUGUUGACUACUUGUAAAAUUUGCUUGAAAUAUUGUAAGUAAUCCCCAUCAUUCCUUGAGCUUCAGGUCUGAUUGUAAACAUGUUCAUUUCAAUCGUCUUCAUUUUUUCCUUCAUAACAUAACUGUACUGUUCAGUGGUGUGACAUUGAGCUGAUAAACAUUUGUACGUUAUACUGCGAUAUUUAAGUCUAUAUGUUUUAGGAAAAGAAAUCUUAUUAUCAGAUGUUAGUCACAAGCUAAUCAGCAUAAAUCACCAAACUAACUAAUGAGUAAGAGGUGGAGAUUCUCUGCUUGUUGUGAGUAACGAUGGGUUUCUAACGUGGAUAUUAACGCUCAGUAAACACAGACUCCUGAGUGACCCGUGAUAAAGACUUAACACUUUAGAACUGUUCAGCUGUUGAGGUACAUUUACACACUAACUAAUCGUGAUUGAGGUGCUGUAAUGUGAGGUUAUAAUUUAUACUGCUUUUAUUUAUAAAGUACAGAUAACCGACUGGGUUUUGCUUUUCUGUCAUUUCUUGUAAAUAAAUAAAAAAAAAGCAGAAUAUAAAAGCAUGA